This is a messenger RNA of Xenopus tropicalis (tropical clawed frog), 813 nucleotides long. RefSeq names its product mitochondrial matrix import factor 23 (gene mix23). The record is from RefSeq and is a predicted model, not a curated record. The coding region runs from base 40 to 408 and encodes 122 amino acids. The transcript has 5 exons. NCBI's taxonomy places the organism in Eukaryota, Metazoa, Chordata, Amphibia, Anura, Pipidae. Gene Ontology annotation, cellular component: mitochondrial intermembrane space.
CCGCGCCAGGGGGAGUCCGGGCAGGAGAUUCUGCGGGUGAUGAGAACCAUUGAUGACCGGAUAGUCCAUGAGUUGAACACCACAGUCCCCACCGUCUCCUUCGCUGGGAAGAUAGAUGCCGGCCAGACCUGCAAGCAACUGUACCAAUCUCUGCAGGACGCUCACUCCUCCCGUGACAAAGCCAUAAAGCGAUGCAUAGCCCAGACCUCCACGGCCGUCAAUAAUCUUCAAGCGGAAAGAUUAAAAGACUCUGACAACCUAGCGCUAAUUAAACUGCUGCGGAAAGAGCAGUCUAAGUUGAAAUUUCUGAAGUCGGAACUGAAUGUGGAAGAGGUUGUCAAUGACAGAAGCUUGAAGGUGUUCAAUGAGCGCUGCCGGUUGCACUACAAGCCCCCAAAGACUGAGUGACUCAGGGACAAUAAAUCUGCUGCUGACGGGGGCAUCGUUCAACAAAAACCAGUGGGGGGCCCCUGGCAACAUUGGGGGCCCGAGGAUCUGAAGCCAAGGGCAGCUGUGUUUUAAUUCUCUCUGACUUGGUGCAGCUGAACCUUCCGGCUUCCCUUACUUUCACGAAUUGAGAUCAACGUUGGUGAUUUAGAGAAGAAAAAAAAAAUGGCAUUUUGUACCAGAUCUGUGACAAUGUUUUAUAACCAUUAAAUAUCAUUAUUAGAGGGGUCUGCCGCUCUCUGCCCAGGGGCCAACUAUUGCUGUUGGUUGUGUGCUCUGUUAGUGUAACUAUGGGGGCCCCUACUCCCAAUAGGGGGCCAAUAGAUUGAAUACCAUGAGGGUCAGGCCAAUGGGAAGCUGCUUGCU